AUGACUUCAUCCCGAUCUCAGAUCCGGUACAUAAACGACGAGGCCAGCCGCAACCCGCCCCUCCUCCUCACUGGUGUCAUCAAACCACAUAACACAUCCAUUGGGCGUGAACCUCGCCUCACGUGGGCUUCCCAGCUCACGGCCACUCGCACCCUCCACCGCACGGCGCUCUCUGGGCUGGGGGGUGUCACCACGCAUUGCUUUGACUUCAAAGGCACGGUUUAUCGUAUGGGUGACUGGGUCUACAUGAACCCAGUCCAGGACGGUCCCCCACCCAAGCGGGGUAAGGAGUGGGUCGCAGUCAUUCUUGACUACUCGGUCACGUGGAUUUGGGACGACAACGGCAAGCUCAACUUGACGCACGGCCAACCUGGAGAAGACAUGCGCGUCAUUGGCGUUGCUUGGGCGUACAGCGUCAAAGACAUACGUAAACUCUUGCGCGGUGGGAUCGAACACCAUCGCCACAUCAUGAUCAACAACGCGAUGGAGGAAAACAGCCUCAAAAACCUCAUCGACACCGACGUCCGCGACAACGUGAGAUACUUCAGCGAUGAGGUGGAGUGGUACCCUCUGUCGCACCUCAUAGGCCUGGCUAACCCUGCCGAAAUUGGGGACGGCACGGUUGGGGACGCGCUCUUUCAGAUCCCGUUUUCCGGCCCCUGGCUCAGCCUCAACAUCUCCCCCGAAGGGGUUUAUGCUGCAGUGCGUGCAAAGGACGGUAGGAACGUGCCCCGCGUCCCCCCCAUGAAGCGGCAGAACGUUCACAUGGUCACCACCAUCAUGCAGCCCAACGUGCUGCCGCCCCUGCGCUUGCACCAGGACGCGGAUUCGGAGUCUGAGGACGAGCCCGAAGACGAGCCACCCCGCAAGCGCCGCCGCCAGGGCCGCGUCACCAUGAGCGCUGACGCCGACGAGGACGCGGACGGCCAGGAGGAGGAGCAGCAGCAGCAGCAGCAGGAGCAGCAGCAAGACAGCGUCGAGGUUUAA
Messenger RNA from Epithele typhae, 987 nucleotides. RefSeq lists its product as uncharacterized. The record is from RefSeq and is a predicted model, not a curated record. NCBI's taxonomy places the organism in Eukaryota, Fungi, Basidiomycota, Agaricomycetes, Polyporales, Epitheliaceae. The coding region runs from base 1 to 987 and encodes 328 amino acids. The transcript is spliced from 6 exons.